AUGCGUAGAACGGAGGGCUACCGUACGACCCGCGAGCCUGCGACCUACAGGCUGUGUGACCCUUAUGACACUUAUGUUGGGGCACCCCUGGAAUACCUCGAGGGGCAGCAGGACAAGUGUGACUUGUUCCGUUCGGCCGCCGAAGCAGGGCGAUACGACAUUCUCAAGUUAUACAGUGCCAAAGGGAAUCUCGUGAACGUGUCACCUCGACUGGAACCAAACACCCCGGAUCAACGAUACAAGUUGGAUGUCGUGGCGGCUUAUUGCAACGCGGAGCAUUAUUUCCUCCGCACCCGGGUAUUGUCAUCGAUCCGUGUGGGAAUCCCCGUGACGACCCACAGUACAUCGGACGGAGAUGCCUCCAUGCAGUUAGACAUGAUUAUGCUUUCUUUCCUCCUUUUCCUCUUCCCCGCCCACUGCGACCAGUCUCUAGCUUGUACCUAA
This is a messenger RNA of Darwinula stevensoni, 444 nucleotides long. NCBI's taxonomy places the organism in Eukaryota, Metazoa, Arthropoda, Ostracoda, Podocopida, Darwinulidae. The record is from the annotation of a GenBank genome assembly.